AUGCCCACAGCGGGAAUACAAGCCGCGACCACUGGCACAGCGGGAGCUCAGAGGGAACUUAUCUCUACCUACCUCGAUGGUCUAGCGGCUAGCAUGUACGGCCGCAAAUCCGAAGGUCCAAUAUUCGAGCCUCGGGUAGGGCCAAGCUUAGAUAUUGAGUAUUUCUAUCAAGAAAUUCUCAGUAAAAGCCCCGAAUUGGAAAGUGGACUA
This is a messenger RNA of Brenthis ino (lesser marbled fritillary), 210 nucleotides long. The record is from the annotation of a GenBank genome assembly. NCBI's taxonomy places the organism in Eukaryota, Metazoa, Arthropoda, Insecta, Lepidoptera, Nymphalidae.